UUUGGCAGUGGAAUAUGCUGCCUCAGAGUGCGGUGGAGUCUCCUUCUUUUGGAGAUUUUGAAACAGAAGCUGCAUGGCCAUUUGCAAGCCCGUUCUCUGUCGAGAUGAAGCCAGAAGGAGAGAUGGAGCGUCCGCCAACAAUUUCUGUCAAGGGGGUUCCCCUGAUAAAGUACUUUGCCGAAGUCAUGGAAGAAGUGGACAAGUUUCAAGCACAUCCAGAUGACUUGCUGAUCUCCACAUACCCCAAAUCUGGAACUACCUGGAUCAGUGAAGUCGUAGACAUGAUCUACAAAGAAGGCAAUGUGGAAGCUUGCAGAGAGAAACCCAUCUACAUGCGAGUCCCUUUCUUGGAGUUUGCUAUUCCUAACAUAGAGUCAGGCAUUGAGCUGCUAAAAAUAGCACCUCGCCCAUGUCUAAUUAAGACCCACCUUCCUGCCCAAUUGCUCCCAAAAUCAUUCUGGGAAAAGAACUGCAAGAUGAUCUAUGUAGCCAGAAAUGCCAAAGAUGUGGUCGUCUCCUAUUACUUCUUCUAUCAAAUGGCAAGAGUUCACCCUGAACCUGGAACGUGGAAUGAAUUCCUGGAGAAAUUUAUGGCUGGAGAUGUCUCUUAUGGAUCAUGGUACGACCAUGUCAAAGGCUGGUGGGACAAGAGAAAAGAACAAAGGAUGCUCUACCUCUUCUAUGAAGACCUGAAAGAGGAUCCACGACGGGAGAUCCGGAAAGUAAUGCAAUUCCUGGAGAGGCCUGCUGAUGAAGAGCUGGUGGAAAAGAUUGCACAUCAUACCUCCUUCAAAGAGAUGCGUCAAAACAGCAUGGCCAACUAUUCAAGCAUCCCCACGUCAGUUAUGGACCACUCCAUCUCCCCUUUUAUGAGGAAGGGAAUGACUGGUGACUGGAAGAACUAUUUCACGGUGACCCAAAAUGAGCAAUUUGAUGCUGAUUAUAAGAGGCAAAUGGAGGGAUCGACUCUGCAUUUCCGAAUGGAGAUCUGAUUGCUCUCACUUCCCUUUUUGUGUAGGGACAACUUGCAGUGAUGCCCUUUUUCUUUUCUUUCAAAUCUUCUUAUAGAUGCUAUUAGCUUUAUUGACAACAAAAUAGACAGCAGGGAUACCAUGGCUCACAAAGGAUCCUUCCAAUGGGCCAGAGAGCCUGUGAGCCACAUGGUUCCCCACCUUUGCUGGAGAAGAUACUUUGCACAUUGAUGAUGUAAAAAUGGUCAAAUCCAGAUAUUUUCCCGGUUCCUUCAGUCUGGAGGUUGAAAAAUUUACAAAAGUAAAAAAGCCAUCUUCUUGUGAAACUUCCACACCACUCAGAUCCCAGUCUAGUUUUUGUUAUGUUCCUAUUACACUGUGCCAAAAACAAAUCUGAACUAUUGUUCAUUAUAAUUUAUGACUCAGUACCUUGUUACCUGUUGGCUUCCUUCUCUUGGCAGCAGACACAGGAAAGAAUGCCAAGAACAUGUGGAUGUUACAGUACCAAAAUGAGCACAUGUUGGCUUCUUUCUCUUUAUUUCACUUUGAGGAGUACAGCACUUUAUUCUUGAAGAGACUACUCAAAAUGAAACAUAUCUAAUAAAGAUAAUUUUUAAUUAACUUUUCAUACCUACAUUUUAUACUCAGUUAAGAAAAAACACACACAUUGGAAACAAAUGAAUAUUUAGAUUAAAAAUUCUUUAAUCUUUAUUAUUUGAAUGAUUAAUAAUAGCUGUUGGUUCUUGAGAUGGUUUGUCAUUUUCAUGCUUUAUGAAAACCAGCCCUUAGUCUGAAUGUCAAUAAUCAACAUUUUGCAUUAGCAACAUGUUAUUAUAUUAAAUUGAUCUGAGGUACUGUCA
Molecule: messenger RNA, 1831 nt
Organism: Sceloporus undulatus (fence lizard)
Lineage: Eukaryota; Metazoa; Chordata; Lepidosauria; Squamata; Phrynosomatidae
Product: sulfotransferase 1A1-like
Exons: 8
Coding region: 15-992 (325 amino acids)
Biological process (GO): sulfation
Cellular component (GO): cytoplasm
Molecular function (GO): sulfotransferase activity
Source: RefSeq, a predicted model, not a curated record